Molecule: messenger RNA, 585 nt
Organism: Elephantulus edwardii (Cape elephant shrew)
Lineage: Eukaryota; Metazoa; Chordata; Mammalia; Macroscelidea; Macroscelididae
Product: protein slowmo homolog 2-like
Exons: 1
Coding region: 1-585 (194 amino acids)
Biological process (GO): phospholipid transport
Cellular component (GO): mitochondrial intermembrane space
Molecular function (GO): phosphatidic acid transfer activity
Source: RefSeq, a predicted model, not a curated record
AUGAAGAUCUGGACCUCCGAGCAUGUCUUCAACCACCCCUGGGAAACAGUCACAGCGGCUGCGAUGCAGAAGUACCCCAACCCGAUGAACCCCAGUGUGGUGGGCGUCGAUGUCCUGCACAGGCGUGUGGACCCCUCGGGUAAGCUGCACAGCCUGCGGCUUCUGAGCACGGACUGGGGCCUGCCCUCUCUGGUGCGAUCUCUUACCGGUGCAUCUCGAACAAAGACAUACGUGCGGGAGCAUUCUGUAGUUGACCCAGUAGAGAAAAAGAUGGAACUGAAAUCCACUAAUAUUUCCUUUACAAAUGUGGUCUCUGUGGACGAGAGGCUCAUCUACAAGCCUCAUCCUCAGCACCCGGACAAAACGCUUCUCACUCAGGAAGCCAUCGUCACCGUCAAGGGCGUCAGCCUCAGCAGCUACCUGGAAAGUCUGAUGGCGAGUAGCAUCUCUUCCAACGCUAGUAAAGGUCGAGAAGCCAUAGAAUGGGUAAUAAACAAAUUAAACGCUGAGAUUGUAGAAUUGACGGCCUCCGCUAGAGGAAGCAUAAGGACGCCAAUGGCAGAGGCAGCGUUUGGAGAAAAAUGA